CUGAGGGCGGCUCGGGCUGCUGAGUUCGUUUUGUGUCUGAUCUCCGCGCCCCGCGCGGUAGCGACCCUGUGCCCAUGGCUCUGAUCAUGGAACCCGUGAGCAAAUGGUCUCCGAGUCAAGUAGUGGACUGGAUGAAAGGUCUUGAUGAUUGUUUGCAGCAGUAUAUUAAGAACUUUGAGAGGGAGAAGAUCAGUGGAGACCAGCUGCUGCGCAUUACACAUCAGGAACUAGAAGAUCUGGGGGUCAGCCGCAUUGGCCAUCAGGAAUUGAUCUUGGAAGCAGUUGACCUUCUGUGUGCACUGAAUUAUGGCUUGGAAACAGAAAAUCUAAAAACCCUUUCUCACAAGUUGAAUGCAUCUGCCAAAAAUCUACAGAAUUUUAUAACAGGAAGGAGAAGGAGUGGCCAUUAUGAUGGGAGAACCAGCCGAAAAUUGCCAAAUGACUUUCUGACUUCAGUUGUGGAUCUGAUAGGAGCAGCCAAGAGUCUGCUUGCCUGGUUGGACAG
Hyaena hyaena (striped hyena) is the source of this 505-nucleotide messenger RNA. Its product is annotated as connector enhancer of kinase suppressor of ras 2-like. Lineage: Eukaryota; Metazoa; Chordata; Mammalia; Carnivora; Hyaenidae. Gene Ontology annotation, molecular function: protein binding. The transcript is spliced from 3 exons. The record is from RefSeq and is a predicted model, not a curated record. The annotation marks the transcript as partial.